CAAAGGUCCAGAACGCCUGUCCAUUUUCCACUUCAGGAGUUUAUCAGGUAUUCAGGUAGGCCGUGACCACCACCACUGUGAGUGGUGGGUGCAAUGGACGACCUCCUCUCCCCGUGCUCCUCCUUCUCCCCGCCCUCGCCGCCGUCCUUCUUCUCCUACUCCGGCCACCCGAUCAUCGCGUUCACCUCCUGCGAGGUCCCCGAGCAAUGGCUGCUCGGCGACGUCGUCGUGGCCAAGAACGAGGCUGGCUACGACGACGUGGACGAUCUGUGGCCCGUGGGGAGCACCCUCUUGCCGGAUUCCGAGCUCUCCGUGCAGCCGCCGCCGCCUCAGCCGCCGCCGCCUCCUCAGCCGCCGCCGCCGCCGCAGCAGGAGCAGGAGCCGAGCGCCACGGUCCCGGCGGCGGCGCAGCGGCCGGGGAAGCGGCGGGGCCGGAAGCCCGGGCCCCGCCCCGAGGCCCCCACCGUGAGCCACGUCGAGGCCGAGCGGCAGCGCCGGGAGAAGCUGAACCGCCGGUUCUGCGACCUCCGGGCCGCCGUGCCCACCGUGUCGCGCAUGGACAAGGCCUCCCUCCUCGCCGACGCCGCCGCCUACAUCGCGGAGCUCCGCGCCCGCGUCGCUCGGCUCGAGGCCGAGGCCAGGCGGGCCGCCGCCGCGAGGUGGGAGCCCGUCGUCGCGGCCUCCCGCGGCGGCGCCCCCCCGGGAGGAGCGCCGCCCGGCCGCGGCGACGAGGCGGUGGAGGUGAGGAUGCUUGGGCCCGACGCGGCCUCGGUGCGCGCCACGAGCGCGGCCCCGCACGCGUCCGCGCGGCUGAUGGGCGCGCUCCGCUCCCUGGAGCUGCACGUCCAGCACGCCUGCGUCACCCGCGUGCACGGCCUGACCGUGCAGGACGUCGUCGUCGACGUGCCCGCCCAGCUUCAGGACGACGACGGCCUCCGCGCCGCGCUGGUCCAGGUGCUGCAGGAGCAGGACAGCGGCUAGCCACAGCUCGAGACCACCGCGGAGCCCAUCGACCUACUAGCUCCGAUCCUUCCCCGUCCGUACUGUCACAUCGUCAGUUCUCGCGUUGCGUAAGAGCAGCGCUAAAAUGGAGCGGAUCAAGGUAGGUAUGUAACACUGAUGAUGAUGAUUAAUAAGAGGGUGAAACACGAUGGAAAGUAUCCGGAUUGCGUGGACGUCGUCUCAGCCUGUUCCAUGGAAUAAAAAGUGUUUGCUGCUCAAGGGCCUUGGAUCCUCCAGCAUCAUCUGACGAUCCAUCAAAAAAUGGUGAUGCCGAAUAACGAUUGGCCAAGGUGUACGUACGACGUGUGGCAACCGUGCCGUGUGUAGUAGUAGCAGCAGCAGCAGCAGCAGUAGUACUCUGCUUAUUAUAGUGUGUAUGUGUUGCUAAAUUAUAUAUUAUGGAUUUGCACUGCUUAUGAAACCUGAGUGAUUAAUUUGUUGGCUAGAGCUAUAUAUCCAGACUUUUUUUUUCUU
Messenger RNA from Panicum virgatum (switchgrass), 1476 nucleotides. Its product is annotated as transcription factor MYC2-like. The coding region runs from base 94 to 981 and encodes 295 amino acids. Lineage: Eukaryota; Viridiplantae; Streptophyta; Magnoliopsida; Poales; Poaceae. Gene Ontology annotation, cellular component: nucleus. Gene Ontology annotation, biological process: regulation of DNA-templated transcription. The transcript has a single exon. Gene Ontology annotation, molecular function: transcription cis-regulatory region binding; DNA-binding transcription factor activity; protein dimerization activity. The record is from RefSeq and is a predicted model, not a curated record.